UUUGGUCCUCUGAGAACGAAGGGCAACAACCAGCCAACCAACUAAUGAAGUGAUGGCGGAGUUAAGUGAGACUUUCAAAGAUGGGAGACACUUGGGUGUUUCCAGAAAACCUGACCACUUCGGACAGCUCCUCUCUGUAAGUCUCCCGGACAAGGUGGAUCUGGACGGGUAGAGCGCGGUGCGGAGCGCCCGGAAACCAGCAGAUUGUUUUCUGAAAAUGGAUUCAAAAUUCUGCCAUGUGUUCUUCACACUCUCUGCAUUAACAAUUUCAGUCACAUUUUCCUACCACCAAGAGGAGCAGAAAGUUCUGCUAGUUUCUUUUGAUGGAUUCCGUUGGGAUUACAUCUACAGAGUCCCCACACCCAAUUUUGAUUAUAUCAAGGAGCAUGGUGUCUAUGUCAAGCAAGUUACUAAUGUUUUUGUUACAACAACUUAUCCUAAUCACUAUACUUUGGUGACUGGUCUCUACCCAGAGAGUCAUGGUAUAAUUGCCAAUGACAUGUAUGACUCUGUCCGGAACAAAACCUUCUCCUUGGAGCACUUGGAAAUCUAUGAUUCAGAAUUUUGGGAAGAUGCAACUCCAAUAUGGAUUACAAAUCAAAAAGCAGGCCAUGAGACAGGUGCUGCAAUGUGGCCUGGGACAGAUGUGAAAAUACAUGGAGAAUUUCCUACUUAUUAUAUGCCUUACAAUCAGUCUGUUUCAUUUGAAGACCGAGUCACAAAAAUUAUUGAAUGGUUUAAAUUAGAGAAAUCCAUAAAUUUUGCUCUUCUUUACUGGGAAGAUCCUGAUGAGAUGGGUCACAAUUUAGGGCCAGACAAUCCACUCAUGGACUCUGUCAUUUCUGAUAUUGACAGUAAGAUAGGAUAUCUCAUCAAAGAGCUGAUGAAAGAAAAGCUGUGGAAUACCGUGAACCUAAUUAUCACAAGUGAUCAUGGAAUGACACAGUGUUCUGGGGAAAGGAUCAUAGAACUUGACCACUAUAUCAAUCCAAAUGACUAUUUCCUGAUAGACAAUUCACCAGUGAGAGGCAUUUUGCCAAAAAAAGGUAAAUUGGACAAGAUUUAUGCAGCACUGACUAAUGCUCAUCCUAAUCUGACUGUUUAUAAAAAGGAGGACAUUCCAGAAAGAUUUCAUUACAAGCACCAUCACAGAAUUCAACCCAUUUUGAUAAUGGCUGACGAAGGAUGGACCAUUAUACAGAAUAGAUCUAAUACAUUCAUGUUAGGUAAUCAUGGUUACGAUAAUGAAUUUUCUGAUAUGCAUCCAUUGUUCUUGGCCCAUGGUCCUACUUUCAAGAAGAAUAUUUCAAAGAAUUCCAUGAACUCGACAGAUUUGUAUCCACUUCUGUGCCAUAUUCUUAACAUUCCUCCAAUGCCACACAAUGGAUCACUGGCAAACGUAAAGGAACUGCUUUCUGAAACAGUUCCCACAGUGGUUCCCCAUAGUAUGAUGACUCCACAGAGCAAUGUGAACCUAAGGAUUUAUAAACUGCAGUCAUAUGCAUACUUUAUGGGAGUUUUCCUCGGUAGCAUGAUAGUCAUUGUGUUUUUAAUAGUAUUUAUUAAACACUUAACUCAUAGUCAAAUGCCCACCAUACAAGAGCGGAAUGUUGAAAUAGCUCAACCAUUGCUGUGGUCCUAAGAUUGCUUUAGAAUAAAUAUCUUUGUAGUUAUAUAGUUGUUGUUUUAAAAUAUAAAGUCUUAUUCCAGGAAACCAACUUCAGAAUUUCCACAGAAAGAACAAACAGCGCUUUUACACACACAUACACUCACACACACACACACAACCAUAUAUGUACUACACACACACAUACAUACAUACAUGACAUAAAAGUUCACAGUGCUGUUUACCUGCAUGAGAUUAACAAUAUAACUAAGAGCAUGUCUUAACUUUAUUCUUUAGCCUUGGAGGAGAUUAAUAUCCAAUGUUAGGUGAACUGGAGAUGAAUUAGACAUGUGGUGACUUUUAAUCCGUAUAGAUACCUCACUUGUAAUUAUUCUUAAAAGAAAAUUAGUUUUAUUUUUAAAAUUUAAAAAUUUCAAUGCACUUUAUAGAUUACUGAGCCCCAACAUUUAGUCAACUGAUAAAAAAAAAGUUCAUCAUACCCAUAACUAGCAGAUGCUGCAUUUCCCUGUUAUAAGAACAUAUGAUUAUUUGCCCACAAGAGAGAUGCAGAGGUUGCUUCAUAAUUACAUAAUACAUCUCCUUAUAAGUUAGGAGACCUAGAAUAAGUGAAAGUUUUCCUUAGCUAACUGGGGCUAUCUUUAUAUCAAAAGAACAGAAGCAAUUGCCUCUGUCGAUGCAUUUCAUCAUAGGUUUUCAAAAGCACAUGAUCCUCAUUCCACUUUUAGAAAAUGCUCCAUAUGAAAGAGUAACUGGCAAAGUUACUUCAAAAGCAUUUCUUUUCAUUAUAAACUAAUUUUUACAUUUACCACAUAAUAGUCUCACUGAAUACUUUCACAAUUUCAACACCAAGUUCACUAUAGUCUCUUUUUCUUAUUAAAAUAUAUAGAUAAGCUAAGGGGAACUAAGUAUUCUCAAGUUCCAGCUUUUUUGACCUUGUUUUUGGAGCAUUUGAUUUUUAAAAAAAUAUUACUAUCACAACCAGUACACAAAGGUUAUGAUAUAAUCAAUAAACUAAUGUAGUAUUACUAUGCUUAGAGACCCCUGUCUCUAUGGCAUAAUGGAUAGGGAACUACUUGAAGUCCAAAAGUGAUGUGUACUGGCAGUGUGACCCAGGGCACCUCACUAAACUUCUCAAACACCUUUUUCUGGGGAUUCAGUUUAAAUAACUUUUUUUUAAAACCUAAGUAAAAACUAUAGUGACUUCAUCAUAAAAUAUAUGCAACAUUUUACACCUGUAUCAUUCUCCUUCUGUUAAAGAAAAAAAGAGAAUAUUUUUCUCCCUCCCAUUUCUAACCCAUUAAAAAACAAACAAACAAACAAACAAAUUUCUUAUAACAUACACACUCAAGCAAAACAUUGUUUCAUUAUCUAUAAAUAAAAAUGUACUUAUGACUCAUUCUAUACAAUCUCUUUAAUGGAUAAUAUAUUUCAUGACUGGUCCUCUGGAAUCAUGAAUGGUCAUUGUAUGGAUUGUAGUUUGGUAAAUUUUCUUUGGCUUAAAAAGUUGCCUGUUUUUUAGAGUUAUUGUCAUGGUAGAAAAUGAUUCUCUUCUUUUUUUGCUCAUUUCACUCUUCAAUAACUUUGAAAAGUUCUUAAAACUUUUCACUCUCCAAUAUCUUAAGUUGUGGAGAAGUUGCCUACCUGCAAUGCUUGAGGGAGUUUGCUUAUUAGAUAGUUCCUUUUAUCAGGGAAAUCCUAGAUCCUGUUUCUGUCCCCUAACAUUACAAUCAGUAUUGAUCAAAUAUUUUUCUUUAUAAGACCCUAAUAACAAAACAAAAAAAGCAACCUUAUGAAGUAGUGAGGAUUGUCUUAAAGACUGCUUCAGAAUACAUGUUAAAGUUGUAAGCACCAUGAGUCAGUAACUGGCAAUAUUUAAAUUUGCAUUUAGGAUUAUAUGCUCAAUAAAUUAUUGUUGAGAUAAAUGGACCAGCAAUUUAAAGCUUUUAAAGAAAAACAUUGCCACUUUUAAGAAUUUUUGCAAUAUGGACUGGGAUCAUCUAUUUCAUUUAUACAAGACAUUAAGUAAACUUCUGCAGUAUAUGUAAGGUACUUUGCUAAGUGCUGGGGAGGAAGAGAAUCAUAGGUGAAUUGGUGUAAGGAAUGUUUCUCUUCAUCUCCAUUUAAUAAUUGUUAUGUGCCAAAUGUCAACCCAGUCCCUCUUAUUCCCAACUGUAUUUUAGCAUAAAAAUAUACUUUUAGGACAUUUCUUAAAGUGCUCAAAAGGCUUCUCAGAGGGAAAAGUGAAUAUUAGGAAAGAAAGGUUUGGUUUUGUUUUUUCUCUUAACUAAUGGGAGAUUGUUAUUUCUUUUAAUAGAUAAAUUCUUUAAAAUACGUCAGAAAAUUUUUACAUAUAAAUUGAUAGUUAUUUUUACUAAUGAUUAACAAAACUAUAUACUGUGAUAAGCAUCCAAGAAUGGUAAGAAAUGUGAAAUUAAAAGAAAAAGUUGCAUAGCAUAUGACUACAACUGCACUUUAAUGCUUUCUAAGGCAAUGUGAACAAAUCAUGUUAGAUAAUACUACUAAUACUUAUUAACACCUGAGUUGUUUUAUAUAAUAAAUGAUGGUAUCUAGACUGAUUACAUAUUUAUAAACCUCUUUAAGUUGUGAAACGUGAUACUGAUAUUUAAUACUAAGAAAUUUAGAACCUGGGUCUGUUAUCUCAGAAAAUGUAUGUAUCAAUGUUGACACUUCAUUUUCCAACUUCUCUGUAAUAUUGGGAUGUUGCUAUGUGGAUGAUACAGUUAGUAUAUAAUGGCUUUGAAGAUCACAUGCCUGAGUUUUUCUUUCUUUUCUUUUUCUGUAAAUCCAAGUAUGAUGAAAACAGUUUUUUCCCCUCAUUCUAAAAGUUGCUAAUAUUGUAAACAAGCGCAUAGCAAAAAUUAUUUAAUAAUAAAAACUUAAUCUUGUAAUAAUUCCAUUAAAAUUAAGAUUCUUAUAUAGA
Messenger RNA from Sarcophilus harrisii (Tasmanian devil), 4568 nucleotides. RefSeq names its product ectonucleotide pyrophosphatase/phosphodiesterase family member 5 (gene ENPP5). The record is from RefSeq and is a predicted model, not a curated record. The coding region runs from base 218 to 1642 and encodes 474 amino acids. Lineage: Eukaryota; Metazoa; Chordata; Mammalia; Dasyuromorphia; Dasyuridae. The transcript is spliced from 5 exons.